AUGGAGGUGAUGCAGCCAGCGCACAGAGGAGUGGGCUGGUUGAGAGUCAGCAUGAAGCCUCCACUCCCCUAUUCCCGCCUCCCCACAAAGCUCUGCCAGCUGCACAGAGACCUGAGGCUUGCGGGAGGUGGUUCGCAAAGUGGCCCCGGGAGCCGGGGCUGGUACCCGGUUCCCCACGGCACCGUCCGGACCUCUCCAGCCAGGAGGCGCAGAAGUGGCCAGCCAGGGCCGUCCCAGGCUCAGGGAGGCGAGGAGGCCGGUGCACUUGGCAUCUUCUCCCUGGAGCGGUGGCACCGCCAGGCCCGCGGCGACACGGAGCCCCUCUCAAGUGCGCCGCGCCUGGCCGCGUCCUGUCGCCCCGCGAGGCUGAGGAUGGAGAGGGGAGACGCCGGGAGAAGAGGGACGCGGGGUUGGACCCAAGAGGCCGCUCAGUUCCCGGUCUGGCGGCGGCGCCGACUCGGGUUCGUGCGUUCCACACGUUUCCCGUCUGCCUCUGCACACCACAAACACGGCAUCCAGGCCACGCCGCCUUCCCCCUUCGCUGGGGCGCGGGGGAUGCUUCCUUCCGGCUGCCAGGGGGGUUUCUGGGUGAAGAAAAAGCCCCUCCCCUCGCAUCUCCCCCACCCCUCCCUCCGAGAACCCGCGCCGACUGCGCCUGCUUCCCCUGAGCUAGCGACUUCUCCGCGGGGUUUGCCCUUGCUCAAAGUUUGCACAAUUGAGAGCCCUCAGAGCUCGGCCGCUCCCCACUUCCCCGAGGGCGGCGAGGCCGGUCAUUGGCAGACGAUCGGUUACUACCUAGUAGGGGCCCAAGGGAACCCGCAUCCGGAGUCGGGGGUGUCACGCCACGCCGGUUCAGCGGCUCGCGGAGAGUGUCCGGGUGCACUUCUGCCAAAGAUGUUCCCUGGAGGCACCGGACGCGCGGGACUCGGGGGAGAGGCCGCUCCCUGCCCGCUGUCACCCGCGCCCAGGCCGCCGGCCCCUUCCCCGAUGCCCAGACGGUUGUCAGACAGCCGCGGGGGCUGGUCGGGAAGGAGCCCGCGGCCUCCGGGCCCACACCCCGAUACACAUCUAGCCCAGGCCCGAGCCAUCCGUUUGCAUCCCGCGGCGAGUCUGUGUCGGUGCUUAAACUUCGGACGUUUGGUGAAUUGUGCUGCGGGCGCAGCGCCCUGGGAGGCAGCCCCCUCCUGGGUCGCUGUCCGCGGGAUAAAGCAAUUUCCAGGCACCCCCGAUAUCUCCCCGCUCCCCAAAGGAGAAGCGGGGAGUAAAUACCCGUCAAGUGUGCACAAGCAAAGAGCGGGUUUCCCUCUAGUGAAAGAUAAACUUGGAAAUGCAGGUUUCUCCAGCGGUUGGUGGCGGGAACACGGGUCGCCUAGGGAACUUGCAGGGGCCGCGGCUUCCGUUGUGCUCGUCUGGAGGCUGCACUGUUUCUGGAACUUUUCUAGAAUGGCAAAAAAGAUCUCAACGCCGCCGGUCGCCAUUGCCCCGGGGACACUCAACGGAGACAAGGCCUCGGCCCGCAGCAGCCCCACGCUCCCAGAGAGAGACCUCGUCCCCAGGCCAGAUUCGCCGGCACAGCAGUUAAAGUCGCCUUUCCAGCCGCUCUCUGGCCCCGCAGGAGGGAACGCCGCGGAUCCUAGCAGCCCUCCCGUCCGCCUGAUUAAGGGUCUUCUUUUACUUUUGCGGGGAGGGGGGAGGGGGGAGGAGUUGGGGAGGGAGGGAAUGUGGGAGGAAUUAAGACAAAUAUUUCAGACUGGUGUAAAGGACAAAUAUGACAACGACGUCAAGGACUCCCAUCCAUCGCUUUCUGCAGACAGGGGCUUGUUCGGUCCCGAGCUCGCGUCCAGGCGGCCAGGCCUCUGCAGGCGGCUGCGGUGGCUGCGAUUAUCGGAUGCGCGCACCGCGGGAGUCCAGAGGAAACUGCCCCUAGAUGGCCGCAGUGGGGAGGCAGCUGGGAGCAGCGACGUUGGGAAACACUGGCCUCGGGCGCGCGCGGGUGGGGAAUGGCCUGGGAGCCUGGACAUCGCUGCGGAUCCGGGGACACCAGCAUCAGUGGGUUCGGAGCGGGACACGCGCCAAGCGCGGCAGCCGGCACUUGCAGGAGGCUCUUCGGACCAGGCGCAGGGGCCUUCAGGGCGCAGGCGACUCUGUGUUGAAUGCGUGAAAACUGAGCAAGCAAACGUUUCCAAAACUGCCAGCGAGGAUGUGGGCUGCUGGGAAAAGCAGUCUAGUGGGGACAGGGCCGAGUCCGAGGUCAGAGGGACCAUCCUUCGCUCGCACCCCCAGCCUGUGACCCGCCCUUCCCUGCCAGCUCGAGACCCGCUGGCGCCACACCGCAAGAACCCCUACCCCACCAAGGGCGAGAAGAUCAUGCUGGCCAUCAUCACCAAGAUGACCCUCACGCAGGUCUCCACCUGGUUCGCCAACGCGCGCCGGCGCCUCAAGAAGGAGAACAAGGUGACAUGGGGAGCGCGCAGCAAGGACCAGGAAGAUGGAGCUCUCUUCGGCAGCGACACCGAGGGCGACCCGGAGAAGGCCGAGGACGACGAGGAGAUCGACCUGGAAAGCAUCGACAUCGACAAGAUCGACGAGCACGAUGGAGACCAGAGCAACGAGGACGACGAGGACAAGGCCGAGGCUCCGCACGCACCCGCAGCCCCUUCUGCUCUUGCUCGGGACCAAGGCUCGCCGCUGGCAGUAGCCGACGUUCUCAAGCCCCAGGACUCGCCCUUGGGCCUGGCCAAGGAGGCCCCAGAGCCCGGCAGCACCCAUGGGAGCCAUCUAGGUGUGCAGGGUCCCAUGGAAGCACCCCACGUGCCUGGUGCUUCAGCUCCUGAAAAAUCUGGAGUGGACGUAGAAAAUCCACAAUAUCCUUUGCUUCUGAAAGCAAAGCGCUGUUAG
This is a messenger RNA of Mandrillus leucophaeus (drill), 2898 nucleotides long. It is a transcript of the gene IRX1, whose product is annotated as iroquois homeobox 1. Gene Ontology annotation, biological process: neuron differentiation; regulation of transcription by RNA polymerase II; cell development. Gene Ontology annotation, cellular component: nucleus. The transcript is spliced from 11 exons. Gene Ontology annotation, molecular function: DNA-binding transcription factor activity, RNA polymerase II-specific; RNA polymerase II cis-regulatory region sequence-specific DNA binding. The record is from RefSeq and is a predicted model, not a curated record. NCBI's taxonomy places the organism in Eukaryota, Metazoa, Chordata, Mammalia, Primates, Cercopithecidae. Bases 1 to 2898 code for a protein of 965 amino acids.